Molecule: messenger RNA, 17991 nt
Organism: Pelobates cultripes (western spadefoot toad)
Lineage: Eukaryota; Metazoa; Chordata; Amphibia; Anura; Pelobatidae
Source: the annotation of a GenBank genome assembly
AGGGUCCUAUGUCAAACUCUGCUGUGAUGGGUCCAGGUGAGGAUGGUGCUCUCGAUGAGGAGGAAAUGAGUGAAGAGGAGGUGUCUCGCGACUGGACUCCCCAAGAAAAGGCACUCCAUGAAGCUAAGGUGAAGGCCAGAGCCAAAUACCGUGUUCGCCGGACCUCAUCACGUGACUCCGAGAGCACAGAAACUAUUGCUGAAACUCCCAUUCCUCAAGGGAAGAGCCAUGACAGAAAAUCUCGCAUGGGCAAGGGAAGAGGUCUUCCUAAGAAAGGUAAGAGAAUUAUGUAAGAAAUAGGAAAAGUGGUUACUGGAGACUUGACCACAUGCACUGGGUAUGAAAUCUACUCUUGUGCUGAGGAUUUGGCCACAUUCCCAGUACAUAGGAGAAAGUGAGGAUAAGUGUAGAAGUGCUACAACUGUACUCCUUUCUUUAGCAUUUAAGGAAUGCAUGAUGUCUGCCUUGGGUAAAAUGGAAGGUUGAUGGUCAGAAAAGAUCUUAUGGUGAGCCGCUAAGGCAUUAGAGAGGCUUCUACAAGCGGCUGAUCUAGAAGGGAAACAUUUCAGCCAAGUGCCGGUCUACAAUAGGGUAGGAAGAUGAAUUGCAGAUCAUUCCUUAGAACAGAUUAGUUGCAAGAUUUGUAGCACUAGGCUGUUCUAGAAUGGGUAAGUUGUAGGUUUUGUGGUGCUGAGCUGCUCUAGAAUGGGUUAGGUGUAGGUUUUAUGGUGCUGAUCCAUCUUCUCAGUUAAAUGGGUUAGGUGUAGGUUUUGCAGUGCUGAGCUGCUCUAGAAUGGGUUAGGUGUAGGUUUUAUGAUAUUGAGCUGCUCUAGAAUGGGUAAGUUGUAGGUUUUGCAGUGCUGAGCUGCUCUAGAAUGGGUUAGGUGUAGGUUUUAUGGGGCUGAGCUGCUCUAGAAUGGGUUAGUUGUAGGUUUUGCAGUGCUGAGCUGCCCUAGAAUGGGUUAGUUGUAGGUUUUGCAGUGCUGAGCUGCUCUAGAAUGGGUUAGGUGUAGAUUUUAUGGUGCUGAGCUGCUCUAGAAUGGGUUAGUUGUAGGUUUUGCUGUGCUGAGCUGCUCUAGAAUGGGUUAGGUGUAGAUUUUAUGGUGCUGAGCUGCUCUAGAAUGGGUUAGUUGUAGGUUUUGCUGUGCUGAGCUGCUCUAGAAUGGGUUAGGUGUAGGUUUUAUGGGGCUGAGCUGCUCUAGAAUGGGUUAGGUGUAGGUUUUAUGGUGCUGAGCUGCUCUAGAAUGGGUUAGGUGUAGGUUUUGCGGUGCUGAGGGAGUAUUAAAAAGGGCCGCUAUACAACAUCCCUCUUGUUUUUUUUGUUUUUUUUUUACUUUUUCACAGGUGGUGCUGGAGGAAAGGGAGUGUGGGGGGCUCUCGGUCAGGUGUACACUUACCAAGAGCCAGACGUACAAGACCCCAAUUAUGAUGAAUCUGCCCAGGUAAUAGUAUUUAAGGGAAGUAUUUAAGUAUUUAUUUUGCAUGUUUUUGUCGCAGUGCAUUCAAUGUCUCUUUUCCCGUCUAUUUGGUUAUAUUUGCAUUUUAACCAUAAUUUUUUUACAUACACCAUUUUUCCCCCCAGCACAACAGUUUUAUGAAUUGUAGCGUUUUGUUUCUCUUCAUGUUUUCUUCCUCCUAUAAACGUUUUGCACUUCUGAAAAGGAAAUUCCUGAGAAAACUGGUGAAAUUUAUAAUAAAGAAAACUGUCACUUUUUAGAUCACUUUAAUAAAUCCGAUUAAAUUAAUGAUGGGAUUUAAACGUCAGCUUUCAGAACAUUAUGAGAAAUACCCCCAUUAGUGUUGGUACUUGCUGACCUUGUAUUGUGUGAGUUAUUCUCUCUAUAAUUAUAUUAACACUGUAACACUAUGUAUAAACAUACUGUCAGCUGUCUCUCCAGCGUAUGAUGUAGGUACACACUCUGCCUCUUAUAUCUGACACACAGGGCAAAACCGUAUAUCACAAGGUGGUACCUGAACUCGACGAGGUCGGCCUACAGCACAACGUACAACCAAUGGUUCGAGAAUACUUCGAGCACGGAGACACAGAGGAGGUUAUAGUAAGUAAUGAGUGUAUAGCGCUCUCUCAGUAUAUUAAUACAGUGGAGGUCACUCAGACUCAUUACUGGGAGUAUUAUUGCCGUGGAGCUCUGUUACACACAGACACAUUACUGGGAGUAUUAUUGCUGUGGAGCUCUGUUAUACACUCAGACACACACUCCUAGAAAAGAGGGACAGAGGGAUUUAGACCCCAAAUAGGGACUCUCCCUCUUAAACAGGGACACUUGGUAGGUAUUGUAACAGCACCCCCCAGGCAUAAAAGGGGCUAAAAGCCGUUUGGGAGAUCUUUCCCUUCCAGAGAUACAGGCACAGCUACUGCAGAACAUCAAACUCCCGAACCGCAUGUAAGGGAAGGCUCCAAACUCCCGAACUGGAACCUCACGAAUAGCUGCCAGCAGACGAACAGGAAAAGCACCCAAGCGGCUUACACUCCUAGCAAUCAGUCUCUAUCAGCAUUCAGUAAAUCCCCCCCCAAAGACGAGACAAGGCUCCGUGUUGAGGGUCAAGCAGUGGUUUAAUGAGGGCUACCUGCCCAGUAUUUAUGCAGGUCUCCCACCUGGUGGACACUCCCCCAGGGGACCAAAUGGGAGACUGGGACACAAAUAGUACAAUGACCAAUCACAGGCAGACAUGGUUAAAACACUCCCCCAAUACAUUACAAUACCUCCCCUCAAUCCUGGAGAUAAUUGGGAAGUAAUCCAAUUAUCUCCAAGGACAUAGGCAAAACUCCAUUACCCACAUGGUUACAGUAAAAUACUAAAACACAAUAAAAUACACAAUAUUACAUUUAUCACACAAAAUAUAUACUUGCAACCCAUCCCCAGAUAGCUGGGAUCGGAGCGCACAAAAGUACCGAAUAGCGCUCAGAUCCUAUGCACACAGUCCAAUCGCCGUGGAGCCCAAGUGUUCACAAAGUCAGUUUUCAUACGAAUGAGCUCCACGGGAUUCCUAUCUGGGGUAUGGUGUAUUCAGGUACAAACUAUCGAAUAUAGGGCUGUUCGUGCACUUCUACCGAACAAGAAGGGAGGUCAGCGGCUUCAGCGGUGUUCGCGCCAAAAUGUAUCUGUUUUGAGUUCCAUGAGUUGGGCGUCGAGCACCGCUGUGCGUUCGCGUGUUUAAAAUGUCCGCGACCUCGUGUUUGGUAUACGAAUGGCGGCUACCCAGCAGUCGUCAAUUAAGCUGUGGUUAACUGCAGCUUCUGGGAGGUUAAUUGCCGACACACUCCAGGUCCCAGGUGGUCCAGUCAUUCGUGUGUCAGUUCGGUAGCUUGAAUCUACCGAACACCGGGCAGAAAGGCACGAAUAAGCCUUUUCUGCAGGGGAAAAAGAAAGCUUUUAACAUGGGGCCUUAAUCCAAAGGCAACAGGCGAGCAACCCGGCUUCCCCAAUGCAAUGUGGCGAGAUUGGUCUCGUCACAGGUAUGAUUAUAGGAUGCUUGUUAUACAUUUUAUUUCACAAUCUCUGUACAGCAUAGAGGAAACAUUUGGUGUUUAAUAAAUUAAUAAAUGUCAUGUUCUUCUGCUAGGCUUUACUAAAAGAGCUGAAUUUGGGAAAGCAGAGCUCUGGGGUACCCCGGGUCGCUGUGUCCCUGGCAUUGGAAGGAAAGGCCAGUCAUCGAGAGCUGACAUCCCGUCUCCUUUCAGAUCUGGUGGGGAAGGUGCUUUCUGAAGAGCAUAUUGCUGAAGCCUUCGAUAGAAUGCUGUCUGAGCUUCCAGAUCUUAUAUUGGACACACCUGAGGCCCCACAGGUAUGAUUCUCACCUUCUAUAAACCUGACCUUUCACAGACAUGAGUGUCCCUCCCACUGCAGGGUGACACAGACAGAAGGAGCUAUGGGACACGGAGUCUGUUCCUCCCAUUGCAGAGUGACACAGACAGAAGGAGCUAUGGGACACAGAGUCUGUCCCUCCCAAUGCAGGGUGACACAGACAGAAGGAGCUAUGGGACACAGAGUCUGUCCCUCCCACUGCAGGGUGACACAGACAGAAGGGGCUAUGGGACACGGAGUCUGUCCCUCCCACUGCAGGGUGACACAGACAGAAGGGGCUAUGGGACACAGAGUCUGUCCCUCCCACUGCAGGGUGACACAGACAGAAGGAGCUAUGGGACACGGAGUCUGUCCCUCCCACUGCAGGGUGACACAGACAGAAGGAGCUAUGGGACACAGUAUGUCCCUCCCACUACAGGGUGACACAGACAGUAGGGAGCUAUGGGACACAGUCUGUCCCUCCCACUGCAGGGUGACACACAGAAGGAGCUAUAAAAUUCUUACUUUAGAGUAUAACCCUAUUAGUAUCGUAAUAUAGUCUGGAGAUAAACUGGAGGUAAUCUGAGGUAUUCAGGAGGAUACAGUUGCAAGAAAAAGUAUGUGAGCCCUUUGGAAUGAUAUGGAUUUCUGCACAAAUUGGUCAUAAAAUGUGAUCUGAUCAUCAUCUAAGUCACAACAAUAGACAAUCACAGUCUGCUUAAACUAAUAACACACAAAGAAUGAAAUGUUGCCAUGUUUUUAUUGAACACACCAUGUAAACAUUCACAGUGCAGGUGGAAAAAGUAUGUGAACCCCUAGACUAAUGACAUCUCCAAGAGCUAAUUGGAGUGAGAUGUCAGCCAACUGGAGUCCAAUCAAUAAGAUGAGAUUGGAGGUGUUGGUUACAGCUUCCCUGCCCUUCCUGUUCAUCAGUCCACGGUAAGACAAAUGGAGAAAGUUCAGCACUGCUGCUACUCUCCCUAGGAGUGGCCGUCCUGUAAAGAUGACUGCAAGAGCACAGCGCAGACUGCUCAAUGAGGUGAAGAAGAAUCCUAGAGUGUCAGCUAAAGACUUACAAAAGUCACUGGCAAAUGCUAACAUCCCUAUUAGCUAAUCUGGAUUUCAUGGGAGGAUACCACCCAGGCACAUUAGAGAAGGUAUCUUGCUUCUCUCUUUGCAGCUGUUGUACCUCGAUACGCUCCUGUGGGCUCAGCCUGUCUCCCACCAUAACUUCUCCUAAAUCCCCAGACAGCUGUCUGUCUCCCAGUAGAUCUGCGUUGGCGCGUCUGAGCCGCCUGAAGGUUCUCCUUUACCAUCCUAGUUAGUGCUUCUAGGCGGUCUCGGAGCGCCAACACAUAUGGUACAAUGGGGGUACCGUCUGCGCUCCGGUCUCCCUCCCAAUGUUCCCUAAUUAGGUCCAGAGGCCCUCUUAUUCUCCUCCCGAAUAAGUUUGAAUGGGGAAAAUCCGGUGGAUUCCUGCGGCACCUCCCUGUAAGCGAAGAGGAGGUGGGGCAGGAAUCGCUCCCAGUCCUGGUGGGUCUCAGCAAAGGUUCAGAGCAUUUUUUUUUUUUAUGUACCAUUGAACCGCUCGCAGAGCCCAUUGGUCUGGGGAUGUUAAGGGGCACUGAUUAUCGGCUUAACGUCGCAGAAUUUCCAGAGGUGCUGUGAACUGAGUACCCUGAUCCGAGAUGAUCUCCCUGGGUAACCCCAUCCAGGAGAAAACCUGCAUCAGGGCCUCAGCCACGGUUUCUGCGUGGAUAUUUGUCAAGGCCACCGCCUCUGGGUAGCGGGUGUCGUAAUCUACCACCGUUAAAAUGUACUUCUUGCCAGAAGGGCUAGGUUUCCGAAGGGGACCUAUGAUAUCUAUGGCUAUUCUAUGCAAUGGUUUCUCAAUUAUCGGUAGCGGAUGCAACUUUAACUUCCGCCGGUCCCCCCUCUUCCUUACCCUCUGGCACGUAUCGCAGGUACUGCAAUAUUUACGUACUUCCUGGCUAACUCCUGGCCAAAAGAAACUCUUGGUCAGUCGGUAUCGGGUACGACUGACCCCCAAAUGCCCGGAUAGCGGAAUAUCGUGAGCUAUCCGGAGUAAUUUGGCUCGGUACCUCUGUGGUACGACUAGCUGCCUGCUUGCACCGUUCCGUCUGUCGCAUCCCUCUGCUCGGUGUCCGAAUCAUCCUCUGUUCGGUAUUCUGCCAUUACUUCAGAGAUGAGUGUUGCCUUUGUUUUGUUGCUGGCUGGAAUACCUCUUGCUUCCAGAAGAUCUUUCAGUGUGGAUCAUUUUAAUGUGGAGUACUCAAUCUCCAUUAAUCCUUGUUCCUUUGUGAGUCUGGAUCCCAGCGCUGCCAACCAACGUAGCGGAGAGCUGUUAUUCCACAGGUUAUCUCCACUUAAGAUCCAAGUGAGGCUCAGGAACAAGUAUUAAAAAUCCAUAAGGCAAUAAUUCCAGCAAGCAAGACAAUCCAACAAUAUCCCAACAUCAAUUCCAAUGACUGGACGACACACAGCAUCAGGAGCAGAACUGAACUUUUAAUCACACAACCUUCUUUUAAAGCAUUCUCCCAUGCAAGGAAGGGAUUUACAGUAAUUACAAUACACCAAUCAUAAAUGAGUUGCCAUCCACACAUCCCCUUAGUGUGACACAUAAUCCCCUUAUGCAGGACCCAAAUUCCCUGGGUUUCUGGAUGUACCCCUAAACAUAGGGGUACCCCUUUAAAUAUUACAUCCCCUGGUAGCCCUGAUCUGGGUGAGACACAUAUCCAAAAAUCACCCAGAUCGGACCAGGGGUUCAGGAAAUUCCUGGAAGUACUAAAAAGACCGACCGCGCUGGGGUUAACAGCCGAAAAGGGUUCCAUGUAUUUUGGCCCUGCGGUCGUUCACAGAAAAGGGAAUGAAACACACAAAUGGAUUGGGUUAUGAGAGCUGGGGAGGAUCUCGGGUAAAUCCCCUUGUUCGUGGGGUUCUUUCUACCGAACGGGAAGCCGUUUGGUAGUUUUUACAUUAAAUGGCUGCAGUGUGGAGGUCUCAGCAGUGCGUGCCUAGCCGAGUGUCCGAUUUGGGUUCCAGACACUCGACGGCAAAACACCGCUGUUCGGGAGUUUAAAAUGGCCGCCGCCACGUGUUCCUCUCCCGAAUGGCGGCCACCCAGAGAACAAAGAACCCACUGCACGAAUUGCCAAUUACCGGUAAUUGGAGGCACACUUACUACUGGGGUGGUCUGACUGUUCGGUAGUUUCACUCUCAUAAUAACUGGAGUGAUUCUACCGAACAAUCAGACGAAUGCUGCAUACAUUUCACAUAAAUAUGUUACAAUUCAACUGAACACAUAGGAAUAACUGUAAUUUUUAGGACAGCCCAAUGCCAUCCGGUACAGUGGUGUUGUGGAGACAGGCUCAGGCACCGAGGGUAGUGGUGUUGCGGAGACAGGCUCAGGCACCGAGGGUAGUGGUGUUGUGGAGACAGGCUCAGGCACCGAGGGUAGUGGUGUUGUGGAGACAGGCUCAGGCACCGAGGGUGGUGGUGUUGUGGAGACAGGCUCAGGCACCGAGGGUGGUGGUGUUGUGGAGACAGGCUCAGGCACCGAGGGUAGUGGUGUUGUGGAGACAGGCUCAGGCACCGAGGGUGGUGGUGUUGUGGAGACAGGCUCAGGCACCGAGGGUGGUGGUGUUGUGGAGACAGGCUCAGGCACCGAGGGUAGUGGUGUUGUGGAGACAGGCUCAGGCACCGAGGGUAGUGGUGUUGUGGAGACAGGCUCAGGCACCGAGGGUAGUGGUGUUGUGGAGACAGGCUCAGGCACCGAGGGUAGUGGUGUUGUGGAGACAGGCUUGUAGACUAUGGUGAGGCCUAAUAGAAAGCAGUUGUUGGGAGAUUCUAUCAUAACAGGUGUGGAGAUGGACAAUGGUGAUCUUGUGAGAGGUUUUCCCGGAGCUACUGCUCACAGAGACAGGAGACGUAUUUGUAAUAUUGUUAAGCGAGCAAAGCAGGAAGGGGAAUUGGAUGUACUUGUCCAUCUAGGGUCAAAUGGCUUGGCUUGCAAUGAGGUUUCAGAGGUAAAGGAAGUUUUUAGUGUUUUUGCCAAUGAUAUACGGCAGGUUGCUUCUUUGCAUAACACUCAGAACGACAGGCGGAUGGUGUGGCAGACCUCUCUGCCUUUGGAUUAUUAUUUAAAACCUGAUUCGUCUGUUUGUUCGGUUAUUGACGGUUGUUCGUAUGUUUUCUGCUUGCAUUCAUCCAAAUACGAACAAACUACCGAAUGGUAGUGCUGCUCAUUAACCUUUGUGCUGCUCAUUAACCUUUCUGCCAAAUUGUGGUUAACCGCAGACACUUCCAACUCCCGAAAGGUCGGCUGGAUGGUCGUUGUUCGUAUGAACUAACACGUUGCGGCGGCCAUCUUGGACAGUCGAACGCCCAGCGGUUUUCGUUGACAAACUCAUGGAACUGAUUUCACACACUGCUUCCCACGAAAUCCCUAAUCAUCCAUCACUCUGUUCCAAAUAUAUACGAACGCAGUGCCGUUCGGUAAGUUGACAAAACACGAACGGAACUGCACCUGAUAGUCGAUCCAUGGAGCUCAUUCGUUUAGUCGAACACACAAUGUACAAGACUUUAACUCCAUGGCGAUUGAACUACAUGUAUGGGAUCUGAGCGCUGUUUGGUUAUAUUGAGCGCUCAGAUCUAAGCUAUGUGGGGGUUCCGUUCGUUAUAUUUAGAAAUACGUGUUUUUAUGUGUUUUUACCAGUACUGUAAAAUGGGGGAUAUUCUCUAUACCUAGAGAUAAUUGAGUUACUUCAAGCACUUAACCCAAUUAUCAACAAGAUAGAGAGGAGGAGUUGUACUGUUCAUGUGAGAGUGUUUACAUACUGUAAAUGCAUGUGAUUGGCUAAUGUUAAAAUUGUCUUAUGCUGGAAGACCUGCAUAAAAGGCUGACAUGUAGCACUCAUUAAACAGAUCCUGCUUGACCCUCAAUACAGAGCCUCUGUCUCUUACUUGGGGGGAUAAUUCAUAUGAUUCCUGUUUGGCGCUUAGGAGUGCUCGGUAGCAUACUUCGCAUUUGGGAAAAAGAACAGCUUUGGUGGCGUUAACCCCUUCACCUACUCGGGGUGGUGUUACAGAUGCGUAUUAGGGACAUUAAUUUGUGGCUUGGUGCAUGGUGUCGGGAGCAAGGAUUUGGCCUUAUUUCUCACGGUAGCUCUGUUUGGAAUGGAAAUAAGCUGUACAAAAAAGAUGGUUUGCAUCUUUCUCAAAAGGGAACAAAUGUUCUCAGUGAGCAGUUCAGAGGUUUUGCUAGGAUGUAUUUAAACUAGGAGGGGGGGGCAAAAGGGUGAUAAAACAUCAAUCCAAUUGUCCCCCAAAACAAGGACAGAAGGUGCCUGUAGCAAGUGUGUUAAAAAAUGAUAAGCUUAGAGUCAUGUCUACAAAUGCUCGCAGUUUAGGGAAUAAGAUCCAUGAACUUGUGGCAAUAAUGGCAACUGAUAGUGUAGAUUUAGUCGCUGUUACUGAGACAUGGUACAAUGAGAAAAUGACUGGGACAUAGCAAUACCAGGGUACUCUUUAUAUAGGAAAGAUAGGGAAGGCAAGAAAGGGGGAGGGGUGUCCCUGUAUGUGAAGGAUAGCAUAAAAUCUAGCCUAAUAAAAGUUAGUGAGGCAAACAUAGAGUCCGUUUGGGCUACGUUAGAAUUUGGUAAUCACACGGUAACUCGUGUAGGUGUGAUUUAUAGGCCCCCAGGACAAAUUGAAGAGUUAGAUAAUCUACUAGUUGAGGAAAUAAGAUGUAAAAAGAUACUAUCCUUACCUUUUUAUGUCAUUUUACCCCACUCCCUCUAGCAUGUAAGCUCAUUGAGCAGGGCCCUCAACCCCUCUGUUCCUGUGUGUCCAACUUGUCUGGUUACAAAUACGUGUCUGUUAGUCCACCCAUUGUAAAGCGCUGCGGAAUUUGACGGCGCUCUAUAAAUAUCAUAAUAAUAAUAAUAAUAAAGGAGGUUAGCGCUAAUAAUAAAAAGUAGAUGGGUAACCCUCUAACCCUCUAUAAUGGAAAUGGAAGACAAAAACAGUAAUGCAAGGCUGCGCCAAAAUAUAUCAAUGUGGACUACAGAUAUUAUAAAACAUAUAAAUGAGACAUAAAAAGAGUGCAAACAGAAUAGUUGGUAUUGUAUAUAAAAUAGUCCAAAAAGAUUAGAAGUUGCACUGUGGCAAUAAAUGUCUUUUAAGGUGCUUUUGAUGAAGGGGUCUCCUCUCUGUUUAAAGUAGUCAGACUGUUCUCGUUCCUUACACUCUGUACGAUUGGUCUCUUAUCUGCUGUCUUCCAUAUAACAAUAUAUGUGAUAAAAAGAUAAAUAUAUUCCACUCACAUUUAAAUGAGCUAUAGCCAGCUCAGGUAUAACAGGCGUACAGCGGAAUAAUCCCCGCUUAUGGGAUAUAUGGAUGAUUGUCCUCUGGAUGGAAUGAUGUCCGGCUCUCAGCAGAGGGAUAUAUAAAAACUGCUAAUAGUGCUCACUGUUUGAUCAGGUAUAACCGUUGAUAAAAAAAAUGAAAAUGUACUUACAAGCUUAUCCGAGGUGGGGAUCAUACCACCAACGCUGUUAUCAUAGUGCAGUCGGCCUGCACUAUACUUGUAAGUACGUGAUAAAAUCGAUAAGAUGCCAGGUACAAUUAGAAAAGUGUGUAAAAAGAUAGUUGGCGGGGGGGCGGAGCCUGGCAGCGCAAUUGAAUAGACGCCAUUUUCAUAGCUCCGAGCGCUGAUCAGCCUAAUCUCUAAAAUAUCACCGGCAUCCGAGCCAAACCGCCUGCACAGAGGGCAGAGUUCGACGGAGCUAACCGCCCUGAAUCUGCCGAUGCCUUUUUUACACACCCCGGGCAAGAAAUACCAGACCCGCGGCACCAAGGCCUACCGCGCCAUCAAAUACUCUCCGGCAGCAUACGGAGGCCCACUAGACUGGGACGAUGCCGACCUUCUACCUUGGCUAACAGGUAAUAUGGGGAGGAAAACCCCGAAACCGCCUGCUCCCAUGCACAAGACACAGCAAAACAUAAGUCAAAUGCUGCAAUACACGGCGCCAGCGACAAUUUCACCGGCGCAGGAGGCCUCACCUACCCGGGAGCCUUCAUUCGCACGAGACAGCGACGAGACCGCGCAUCAAAGCCUGAAGCCGAUACAAAGAGAACCACCCAGCCCAAAGGAGACAGAAGCUCCGGCUACAAAACGGGAGCUUGGAGAAAUGCUCACCGGUCUCCAAAAUAACCUUAGGGCAAUGUGGGAGGCGGACCUGGCAGCUCUCACGACCGAAGUACAGGCCGUGAAAAGGCGCACACAGACAACUGAAAGGAAUGUGACAGACCUGCAACAAGGCCUCAAAGAACUGAGCGAUAAAGUACAAGGUAUCCAGACUACACAAGUUGAAACAAACAAGCAGGUGCUCAUCCUGGAUGACAGGGGCAGAAGAAAGAACAUAAAGGUGAGGGGAGUAUCAGAAACUAUACCCCUAGAAGAAUUACCGCACUUCAUUAGAAGGCUAGUGUCGGCACUACUAUCAACAAGAGAGGCUAAAUACCUCUCCUUUGAUGGGGCAUACCGAAUAUCCAAAUCCCCAAGAGCCCCUGCAACCGCACUACGAGACAUUAUUCUCAGGUGUCAAACAAUGUCCAACAAAUUAAGCCUGCUAGCAGCGAUAAAAGGGAAGACGCCAUACGAAUUUGAGAACUGUAAAAUCUCGUUCUUCCAAGACCUAAGCAGGGCUACGCUACAGUGGCGGAAAACCAUGCAGCCCCUCACGCAGAUCUUGCAGAAAGCAGGCCUGACCUACAGAUGGGCGACACCGCACACCCUAUGGAUCACUAAAGAAGGAAAGUUCUACAAAGCUACGGACCCAGCAGACAUUCCCGCAAUACUGGCAGCACUGGACUUACAACCACAACGGGGCCUCGAACACGCAUCACCGGACACACAACCUCUACUGGACACUGACUCAGAUACGUCCUCAUCCGACAUUAGAAGAGACAGGAGGCCGAAGACUUGAAUUAAUCAACAUACCUGAUUACCUCAAGUUAUAGGGACAUUCGAGAGACUUUCCUAGCUAUGCAAUGACUUUUUUUUUUUUUUUGUUCUGUUUCUGUUUAUGCAAAUCAACACACAAUUUCUUAGCUGCGCACAGAGAUUCAAGGGCACACACAGCGCCCACAGCACGCCCAGGGACUUUCUCCCCCCCCCUCCCUAUCACACCCAACAUGCCAGAGAGACACGAUAAGGGGACAAGGGACCACACAAGGAAGAGGGCCACACACUAAAACUAGGGCCAAGAGCAACUAUCACAUAGGGCUGACAACACAUAGGAACCAAUGCGCCUCAGACCCACAAGCACCCAAGAGAAACAAACUCGCAAACCUCACUGGCAUAUAUACUACGAGACGUCACACAUAGCGGGAGUUUAACAACCCAUACACUGACUAACUCGUUACAACCCAACAGACUACCACACUAUUAAAAAUGUGCAACAUGAUACCCAGCCAAUGUCUUCAUAUGUGAUAUGUACACCUGUUCCAGACUAGAUAGUAAAACUUAUGUAUCAAGACUUGAACGCAAAAUGUAUGUAUGAUACAUGCUAACAUGCACCAAAAAUAAAGAAUUAUAAAAAAAAAAGAUAGUUGGCACAAAUAGUAACCAAAACAAUCUUUAAUUAUAUAAAAUACACAAUAAUAAAACCAUUUACACGUUUCGCCACUAGGGCUUUUUCAAAAUGGUUAACCGUAGCUACUGGGUGGCCAAUUAACGGCGCCUGCCAGCUAACCGCGACUCCUGGGAGGCCAAUAGACGGCUGUUUGGGCAGAAAUACAUGAAUAGACCUUUCUGCAUAGGAAAAUAAAGUAUUUAAAUGCCGGUCCAUAGUCAAAAGGCAGCAGGCAGGCAACCAGGCUCCUCCAAUGCACAGUGGCAAGAUUGGUCUCAUCACAUUUUCCAAACAGACUAACAGGGUAUCUGACCUCCUGCCGGUCAGUGCCCUGGUUAGUCCAGCAGCCCACCCACAAAACAGAAACAGCAGUACAGCCCACCCACAAUAAAUGGUUACUAAACCUGAGUAAGGGAGAAACUUGUCCAUGUCCAGGUGCCUCACCACAGGGACUGGUAGGCUGCCUUGGUGGGUUGCAGAGUGGGCAGAGGCCAGCGGUACUCUGCCCUGGUGCCAGCGCUACCACGGAAGUAGCCUGGUUGGAGCCUGGUUGUGGGAGGGGGAGACCGACUGUCUCCCCUUUGGAUACACAGCUCUGCUGCUGGAGGGGGAGACCAAUUGUCUCCCCUUUGGCUAAACAGCCCUGUUGCUGGGGGACAGGACCGACUGUCCCUACCCCCUGUUCUGUAAGUGCAGAGACCACGGUCCCAUCUGCACAGUUGUGGGGCUUACUGUCUCCCCCUGGUACGUUAAGCUGCCGCUAGGGAGAGGGGGUAACAAGCUCCUCUCCCAUAUAUACUCCCAGCCGCUGGGGAGGGUGACCAACUGUCUCCGCUCCCAAUACAGUGUCCUGCUGCUGAGGAAAGGAGACUGGGCUCUCUAUUCCCUGCUGGACACUCUGCCACUGGGGAGGGAGGACAAGGCUCUCCUCUCCCAAUAAAACACUCUGCUGCUGGGGGAAAGGACCGACUGUCUCUGCCCCCUGUAAGUCACACUGCCACUGGGAAAUGGAGACUGGGCUCCCUAUUCCCUGGAGUACCUGCCGCUGGAGUUCCUCCCAACGUGCCAGCUGACCUUCUCUUUCUGCCCGGUAUUGCAGAUUCUUGAACACUAGGUUCCUCAUGGACUGCACGUAUUUCUCAGCUAGAUUGGGUCCGAAGAACUAAAGCCGCAAUCCCAUCAUAUUAUCGAACUCUCUCCUAGAGUAGCUGUACUCCACUGCUGGUUCCAUUCUGGUGCUGUCAGGGUCGCUGUACUGGGACAUGCGUUGUCCUCAAUUUGUAAAUCCAGGGAAUGGUGUCACCUGUAGCUGUCCUUCUGGCUGUAGGAACGAUCCCGCCGCUUGCCACCAAUUGUAACGGCACCCCCAGGCAUAAAAGGGGUUAAACGCCGUUUAGGAGAUAAUCCCUUCAAGAUAUACAGGCAGCUACCAAAGACACCAAUCUGUCGAACAGGAAACCAUGUGAAUGCCGUAAACAGCCGAAUAGGAAAAACCAUACGAAAGGUUUACACUCCUAGCAGUCGAACUGGAACAGCAUACAAUAAAUCCCCCCAAGAACGAGACAAGGCUCCAUGUUGAGGGUCAAGCAGGAACAGACAGAGCUGUGGGUUUAUUGGCCUUAUAUACACAUUCUUACAGAUAAAGUCCCACCCACAGGAUUUUGUGGAACAUUCAAUCAAAACAUACAACACAGAUAAACACUCCAACAAUGACUUCACAAUCCCUCCUCUCUAUCCUGGAGAUAAUUGGGAAGUAAUCCAAUUAUCUCCAAGGACAGAGGCAAAACUCCAUUAAGCACAUGGCAGUAAAAUACAAUAAAAUACACAAGGUUACAUUUAUUACAUAAAAUACAGUCAUGCAACAUAUCCCCAGAUAGCUUAGGUCUGAGCGCACAUUAUUACUGAAUGGCGCUCAGACCACACACAUACAGUUCAAUUGCCCUGGAGCCAAAGUCUAUUGCACGAAUAGGCUCCAUUGCAUAGCUAUCUGGGUUUCAAUGAGUGAAUGAACCGGCCGCGUGUGAAUUGCAGACUGCUGCCAUCCAGUGUUCAGUAUGUGUAGCCACGGCCACCCGGUAUAGUCAAUUAAGUUGCGGUUAACCGCAGCUACUGGGUGGCCAAUUGGCAGUGCUUGCCGGCUUCUGGGCGGCCAAUUAACGGCGCCUGCCAGCUAACCACGGCUCCUGGCAGGCCAAUAGACGGCUGUGUGUUCGGUAGAUAGAAUCUACCGAACGCCCGGGCAGAAAUACAUGAAUAGACCUUUUUGCAUAGGAAAAUAAAGUAUCUAAAUGCCGGUCCAUAGUCAAAAGGCAGCAGGCAAGGAACCAGGCUCCUCCAAUGCACAGUGGCGAGAUUAGUCUUGUCACAUGUGGCUAAUGGAGUUUUGCCUCUGUCCUUGGACGUAAUUGGAUUACUUCCCAAUUAUCUCCAGGAUAGAAGACUCUGUGGAACCGGUUUAGGGCAGAAAAGCCAUGCUUCAUUUGGUCACAAAGGACUUUGAUCUAACUUUUGACCCACUGGACCAAUUUGUAUAAUUUUGACGUAUGUUUGUAUACUGAAAAUGUAAGUUUUAUGUGAAUGGGAUGUAUACUUUUCAAGUUAUGAAUAUUGUGUAAAACUGUGUAUUUUCCUGCCUGUGAUAAUUACAUUAACCCAUUGUAUAAGGUAAUUGUAUCAGAGGGGAGGAUUUUGUGUGGGAGUGUCUGUGUAUUGUACGUGUUUAUUGGUUGUUUUACAAAACCCUGUGGGUGGUACUAAUGUGUAAGAAUGUGUAUAUAAGAACAAUAAACCCACAGCUCUGGCAGUUCUACUUCACCCUAAAUUUGGAGUGCCGUUUCUUAUUUGGGGAAUCUCCUGCAAGGGUCAUACUCCCUUGCUAAAUCACUACUAAGCUCUUGUAAGAGCUUGUUCCUGCCUUGCUCUCUGGAGGAGUCUACGGUGGUUAUGGUGUCUGCUGCAGUGCUUGGAGUCUUCAGGAAGCGCUAGGAGCAUCCUUCAACGGAGGUAACCAGUCGGGAUGCCUGUCGAUCCAUUACAGUAAUGGCUUUCUUCUGGCCACUCUGCCAUUAAGCCCAAGUGUAUGGAGCGUGCGGCUUAUUGUCGUCCUAUGUACAGAUACUCCAGUGUCUGCUGUGGAGCUCUGCUGCUCCUCCAGGGUUACCUUAGGUUUCUGUGCUGCCUCUCUGAUUAAAGCACUCCUUGCCCCGUCCGUGAGUUUUGGUGGGCGGCCGUCUCUUGGCAGGUUUGCUGUUGUGCCAUGUUCUUUCCAUUUGGUUAUGAUAGAUUUGAUGGUGCUCCUGGGGAUCAUCAAAGAUUUGGAUAUUUUUUUGUAACCUAACCCUGACUUGUACUUCUCAAGAACAUUGUCCCUUACUUGGUCUUCAUGGCAGUGUUUGGUUAGUGGUGCCACUUGCUUAGGUGUUGCAGCCUCUGGGGCCUUUCAAAAAAGGUGUGUAUAUGUAAUAACAGAUCAUGUGACACUCAGAUUGCACACAGGUGGACAUCAUUUCACUCAUUAUGUGACUUCUGAAGGUAAUUGGUUGCACCAGAGCUUUUUAUGGGCUUCAUAACAAAGGGGGUGAAUACAUACGCACAUGCCAAUUUUCUGUUUUCUAUUUCUAAAACAUAGUUUUAUGUAUAUAUUUUUCUCAUUUCACUUCACCAACUUAGACUAUUGUGUUCUGAUCCAUCACAUAAAAUUCAGAUUAAUAAAACAUUGAACUUAAGGCUGUAAUGUCACAAAAUAGGUAAAAAGUCAAGGGGUGAAUACUUCUGCAAGGCACUGUAUGUAGAAGAGGAUAAAGGUCUAUCCUUUAUUUUAUUUUAUGUUAGGACAGGAAUGGUGAACAUCUAAAAACACAUGGAUUUCAAGAUCAGAGACAACAUGGGUUUACUUCAGGGAGAUCAUGCCAAACUAAUCUUAUUGAUUUUUUGGAUUGGGUAACUAAAAUUAUAGAUCAGGGUGUUGCAGUAGACAUUGCUUACCUAGAUUUCAGUUAGGCUUUUGACACUGUUGCACAUAGAAGGCUUAUCAAUAAACUGCAAUCUUUAAGUUUGGAUUCCAAUAUUGUUGAAUGGGUAAGGCAGUGGCUGAGUGACAGGCAACAGAGGGUUGUAGUUAAUGGAAUAUAUUCGAAGCUUGGACUUGUCACCAGUGGGGUACCUCAGGGAUCUGUACUUGGACCCAUUCUCUUUAAUAUUUUUAUUAGUGAUAUUGCAGAAGGUCUUGAUGGUAAGGUAUGUCUUUUUGCUGAUGAUACUAAGAUAUGUAACAGGGUUGAUGUUCCAGGAGGGAUAAGCCAAAUGGCAAAUGAUUUAGGUAAACUAGAAAAAUGGUCAUAGUUGUGGCAGCUGACAUUUAACGUGGAUAAGUGCAAGAUAUUAUCAAUGACACAUCGUAUAAGACUGUCUUAUCUCACAUUAUCAAAGUCACAGUGUGGGACUGUCUAAUCUCAUAUUAUCAAUGACACAUAUUGGUGUUGAACAUAUCAAAUAGCUGUGCUUGCAUUACCAUUGCUUUCCUGAUGGUGGCAGUUCGAUUCUUCAAAGGUGGCAAGAUCUUGACAGAUAUGGCUCAUCACAAUGUGUUCUGUUUUCUUUCUCAUUACCCAGAUGCUUGGACAGUUUAUCGCUCGGGCUGUUGCCGAUCACGCUCUUCCACUUAACUUCCUCGACCGAUACAAAGGACGGGUGGACUGUGAUCAUGCGAGGUAAAUGGAGUUCAAAUAAUGCUGUUUCUAUUUAUCUCAUCUUUAAACCAACCACUGCGAAUAUCUUCCUGUUACCUAAUCUGUGAAAUCCCCCAACCAGUAUCUCCUCCUCUAUAUCCCCCCAACCAGUAUCUCCCCAUCCCCCAACCAGUAUCUCCUCCUCUAUAUCCUCCUAACCAGUAUCUCCCUAUCCCCCAACCAGUAUAUCCUCCUCUAUAUCCCCCUAACCAGUAUCUCCCUAUCCCCCAACCAGUAUAUCCUCCUCUAUAUCCCCCUAAUAAGUAUCUCCUCAUCUCCAACCAGUAUCUCCUCCUCUAUAUCCCCCCAACCAGUAUCUCCCCAUCCCCCAACCAGUAUCUUCUUCUCCUAUAUCCCCAUUCUCUCUCUCUCUGUAUCCCCAUUCUCUCUCACUGUCUGUGUCUCUCUCUGUCCCCGUUCUCUCUCACUGUCCAUCUCUCUGUCUCCUCAUUCUGUCUUGCUCAGACCCUCUCCGUCUUUUAAUAUUUUCCUAGAGCUGCUGUUGACCGUGCUGCAGUGUUACUAAGAAUCAAACGUGAAAUUAUCCGACUGGACAAUGUCUGGGGAGUUGGAGGUGGUCAGCGACCGGUCAAACAUCUAAUUAAAGAGGUAUCUGUAUCAUUAAACACAUUGAUACUUUGUACCAUUGAAGGAUUUCCAGCUGUGUACUGCACUAACAGCCCAGGGCAAUGCGUCUAAGAAACCUUGUCCAAUCACAUUAUUCUGUUUGCAGGGUUAAUUGAUCAACUGGAGAAUGUGUCUGCCAUUACUGUACAAAUAAUGCCGAACCCCAAGCUUUAGUAA